AAGCUUAAAAAGUUGGACAAUGCCCUACGUGGGCUCCACUGUCCACACACAAACUCUUGUCUUUCUGCGUGCUCUUUUGCAUGGAACCAGCAGCAGCUAGCUACUAAUCCCUCCGCAUCCGGAUUCGCCCUUUAUCCACCUGUAAUCUCUCUCUCUCUCUCUUAAAAGUUUCACUUUCUCUCUCUACAAAGACUCACUCGGAUCUUCUCCGAGUUAUUCAGCAGCCUCCAUACAAUUGACUUGAGCUCUGAGGAGGAUGCCUAUGUUCUGAUUGUUCUGAUUACUUAAUCAAGUAAGAAUUCUGAAAAAAACAGCUAGAUCUGGAUUGAUGGGGGCUGCAACCUCUAGAAUAGAAGAAGAUAAGGCUUUGCAGCUAUGCCGUGAUCGAAAGAAGUUUGUUAGAGAAGCACUUGAUGGAAGAUGCUCAUUAGCAGCUACUCAUGUUGCAUAUAUACAGUCACUGAAAACUGUUGGAACUGCUUUAAGGAAAUUUGUUGAACCCGAAGCUCCAAUCGAAUCUUCCUUAUAUACAUCCACUAGUGCAACUCCAGAGCCACUUGUGUUGACUGAGAAAUCCCUUUCCCAGUUCUCAUUUUCUUCCCCAUCUACGUCGCAGCGUGUGGAUGCAACUGAAAACCUCUCUCCAUAUCCUUCUCCACCCACCUCUGGUCGGUACCAUGCAAAUCAUAUGAAAUUUAGGGUUCCUUUCUCUAGAAAAAUUGAAGAAAAACCUUCUGUGCCAGUUGUGGGGUCCGUAAUUUCUUCAAGUACCCCACCGAGUAACACAAUUCACUCAUCUGAAAGACCUGAAACAUCACUCUUUGAAACUCCUUCGAACCCACAUCAAACUCCAGCAUGGGAUUACUUUGGUCUUUUUCACCCAAUUGACAAUCACUUCUCUUCAGAGGAAGGGAGGGGAUUGAAUCAAGGAUUGGAGAACGACGAUGACAUAAAACAGCUUAGGGAAGAGGAGGGGAUUCCUGAAUUGGAAGAUGAAGAAGACAAGGUUUCAUCUCAUGGAAGUGAGGAGUCUCAGGAAUCAGAAGAUGAAUUCGAUGAACCUCCUACUGAUACACUGGUUCGAACUUUUGAAAAUGUUAAUAGGGUUCCAGAUCUUGGUGCUGCUAGUACUUCACCGGUUGUUCCAUCUGCAGAAAGUGUAGCAUCAGAAACUGAAUUUUUUAAUGGGGCUAAAAGCAACUCUCCUGAUUUGUCACCACUACGAGCCACAGCCUCGGGAGUUGCACUUCCCAAUGAUGUAAAGAGAGGACAGGAGAAAGAAGAUGGCCCUGAAAAUAAGGUUACUCAUAGGGACUUCUUUUCAUGCAUGAAAGAUGUUGAAUAUCUCUUCAUCAAAGCUUCCGAGUCCGGAAGAGAAGUUCCAAGGAUGCUUGAAGCAAACAAGUUCCAUUUUCGCCCAAUUUUCCCGGGGAAAGAUCGUGGGUCAAUGACUUUGACAUUAUUCAAAACUUGUUUCUCUUGUGGGGAAGAUCAUAACCCUGUUCAAGAAGAGCCUCCUCAAGAUUCUGUAAAGUACUUAACUUGGCAUCGGACAACGUCAUCACGUUCCUCUUCAUCCAGGAAUCCUCUUGGCGCAAACUCAAGAGAUGAUAUUGGGGACCUCACCAAUAAUCUCUUCGAAAAUUUCUGUAUGGUAUCAGGAAGUCAUGCCUCUACCUUAGACAGACUGUAUGCAUGGGAGAGGAAGCUUUAUGAUGAAGUCAAGGCUAGUGAGCUUGUCAGAAAGGAGUAUGACUUUAAAUGUAGACUCCUUAGACAACUAGAAUCGAAGGGAGAAAGUUCCAAGAAGGUUGAUAAAACUCGAGCUGUUGUGAAGGACCUGCACUCAAGAAUCAGAGUUGCAAUUCACAGAAUUAACUCAAUAUCAAAGAAAAUUGAGGAGCUAAGAGACAAUGAGCUUCAGCCACAACUUGAGGAGUUGAUUGAAGGGUUAAGGAAGAUGUGGGAAUCGAUGGUUGAAUGCCAUAAGCGUCAGCUCCACACUAUAUCGAUUGCAUACGAUAACGGAAACAUCAAGAUCUCCUUUCAGUCAGAAACACACCGUCAGAUCACAGUACAACUCGAAAACGAACUGAGCUCUCUGUCUUCAAGUUUUACAAAGUGGAUCGGUGCUCAGAAAACAUACGUGAAAGCUAUAAACGAGUGGCUAUUCAAAUGCAUAUCUCAUCCUCGGGAAUCCACCAAGAGGAGAAAGAAAUCGAAACCCACACAGAUACGAGAUUUCGGUCCACCCAUAUACGUCAUCUGUGGUGUUUGGUUGGAAAAGCUAGAUUCCCUUUCCCUCCCCACUAGGCAAGUUUCAAGUUCCAUAAAGAUGUUAGCUGCCGAAAUUAACCGUUUUUUACCUCAUCAAGAAAAGAACCAAGGGAAGGGUAAGUAUCCAGGCAGCAAUGGCGAGGCAGGUGUUAAUUUAUUGAGGGAAGAAGCUUCAGAGGAUUGGGUAACAGGUUUUGAUCGUUUUCAACCAAGCUUGGUGGAAUUUCUCCAUCAAUUGAAUAACUUUGCAGAGUGUUCUGUGAAUAUGUUUAGUGAACUCCAAAAGAAAAUUCAGCAAGCUAAGGCUACCCAUGGUCAGUCGAAAUCAUCCCCAUCCCCAACCGCAAACGUGGUUUAACUAGAAGGAAGAAUAAAAUCAAAAUAAAGAGACGGAAUUGGGUGCGGAGAAGAAGCAGCUGGCACCGCAGACAUUGCUAGUUAGUGGGUAUUGAGAAAAAUAAAUGAUCGUUGUGGUACAUGAAGAAAGAAAUAAAUGAUCGAGUACUUCAUUGGAGGUAGGUUUUUUUUCGCAUGUUUUUUUAUGAGAAAGUUGUAAAAAUGGUGGGUAGCUUUUUGUUGUCGGUGGUGAAAUCUGUAUGUUUGUGUAACUGUCUGUGACAUGUUAGGACUUUGUAUAGUUCAUGUGUGAUUGGAAUGUGAUAAUAAUUGAGGUGCAAUUCCACACCACCUCAUCAUUUAAAUAUUCAGUUAUAGAGAUAUAUUUCAUUUCAAAAACUAA
Camellia sinensis is the source of this 3016-nucleotide messenger RNA. RefSeq names its product nitrate regulatory gene2 protein. The record is from RefSeq and is a predicted model, not a curated record. Lineage: Eukaryota; Viridiplantae; Streptophyta; Magnoliopsida; Ericales; Theaceae.